Messenger RNA from Mercenaria mercenaria, 894 nucleotides. RefSeq lists its product as uncharacterized. The coding region runs from base 1 to 894 and encodes 297 amino acids. NCBI's taxonomy places the organism in Eukaryota, Metazoa, Mollusca, Bivalvia, Venerida, Veneridae. The transcript has a single exon. The record is from RefSeq and is a predicted model, not a curated record.
AUGAAUUUACAGAAACAUAUAGCACAGAGAAAUGCUCAGAAGAAUGUUAUAGACUAUUAUUUAGCGAGAAUAGAAGACGCCAAAAGCGCCGAGAACAUUUCACUGAUCGAUUUCAACGGAAUAUUUGAAAAACUCGCGUUAAAAGUGAAACAAAUGGAAGAAAUGAACGAGAAGAUUGCAAAUCUUACGGACAGCGAAGAAAUUAACGAAGAAAUUAUACAAACCGAAAAGUAUAUGUUGGACUUAGACCUUAAAAUGAGACACCUUAGUGACUUUAGAGAUAAACAGAUUCGUACAGAUGUACAACAACCGCAGUUUUUCCCCACUGAUGGUCAGUCAACUCUUCAUGUGGAGUCGCAGCAGACAUUUUCCUCUGAAUUUUCGCAGUCCACAACUGACAGAUCGUCACAGAGCACUUCCGGUUUUCAACAAGCACAGUUGAAUGUAAAUGCACAUCCUUUCGUCAGUCAGAAUGUAAGUAACAAUUCAUUUCAAUUUCAUAGACUGCCAAAGUUGUCUCUACCAAAAUUUAACGGUGAUAUUCUUAAAUGGCAAGGUUUCUGGGAUUCCUUUGAAUCAACCAUUCACCUGAAUACCAAUCUCACAGACGUACAGAAGUUUACAUAUUUACAGUCUCAGCUAGAGGGCGUUGCAGCACGUACUAUAGACGGUUUUGCCUUAACAAAUUCCAAUUAUUUGAGAGCCAUUAGUUUACUUAGAGAGAGGUUCGGACAACAGCAUAAGAUUGUACAUACCACCAUGCAGGCCUUGAUACAACUACCGGCGCCAUUGAACACGCUUAGCAGUUUACAAGCGUUCCAUGACAAAAUGGAAACGUACAUUCGAGGGUUAGAAUCAAUGGGGCAGAAUCAAGAAAGUACGGAAGCCUGUUAG